Messenger RNA from Trichoderma gamsii, 4020 nucleotides. RefSeq lists its product as hypothetical. The transcript is spliced from 2 exons. NCBI's taxonomy places the organism in Eukaryota, Fungi, Ascomycota, Sordariomycetes, Hypocreales, Hypocreaceae. Bases 1 to 4020 code for a protein of 1339 amino acids. The record is from RefSeq and is a predicted model, not a curated record. Gene Ontology annotation, molecular function: zinc ion binding. Gene Ontology annotation, biological process: rDNA heterochromatin formation; silent mating-type cassette heterochromatin formation; regulation of transcription by RNA polymerase II.
AUGGCAUCGCCAAUGCCGGCGGCUCAGUCGAGCAAUCCGUCUGCCGCAGGCGAGGUGGACGAGUAUGGCCUGCAGACCAAGUUUAUGAACUUGAAGGUGCACUACACGUUCGACAAAGAGGCCAAGGUCAAUUGCCUGGCCAGAGGAUCCCAGCCCCUGCAAGUGCAGACUAUCCCGAUUGACGAGACGAAUACGAUUGGAGUCGUCGACCUGAGGGCCUGCAUCCACGUUAUUGCCGAGUGCAGCCCGGAGCUGACGAGCCACGAGUGCGACUACACGAUUUACGCUGUUGACUAUUCCGAACCCGACCUUCCCCAGGUUGGCCAGGGCCUGCUGUCAUGGGUCUUCCAGUCGAUGCGGCCUGACUUUGGGCAUCACCAGCCCAAGAUGGUGACGGGCAGGGUCACCAGAAAUAUACUGGGCGUUUUUGGCGGUGGAGGCAAAGAGACUUUGGAAAUCAGAUUGAAGCUUUCUGAAACAGCCAGGAUCCAGCGUUCUAUCGCAUAUGCCUCUCCUCCCGUGGAGCAGAAUCACAUUGGGCCAAUGGAACCGACUUUACCACCGAAUGCCGCAUCAGAAUGGAAUUCUUUAGUCCAGUCCAACCCACAGACAGCCCAGCAGGCGACUCAAAACCAAGGCCCAAUGCAGAGUCUGAUGCAGAGCCAUUCACCCAGCAUAGCUCCCGCUUUGCCUCAAGGACCACCACCCCCCUUGGUCAGGCAAGGUUCUUUCGGGCCAAGUUACAGCCAGAAUCCGCCUGCACAGGAGCUACCGAGGCUUGCUCCAACUCCAGUCGAUCCUCAAUCCAUGCCCAGCAUCCCAGCACCUUCUUCACGACCAUCUAGUAGAGCAUCAAAUAGACCACCUCGAAGGAAGCCGCCGACUGGUAGGCCCCGAGGUAGGCCCCGGAAGAAACCUGCUGAGGGCAACACAUCAGGCUACGAAGAUGGGACCGAAGGGGAGGAUGCCGCACCUCUCAAAGAAAUUGAGCCUGUCAAGAAGAGAGCAAAGACAACCAAGGUGGAUAGGUCAGACACAGUUGCCUUUGGUGCCGAACCCGAAUCUCUCAGGGUUGCUGCGAGCAAUUCCAGCUCUCUGCGGAAUUUCCGGCCCAUUGGAAUCAAUAGCGACAGCGUGACAGGUAGUCAUCAUCUGCAGGAGAUCCCUCGAGCUCCCACGCCUGUUCCUAACGGUCGUCUCAGGGUGGUACCACCAGGACGGGAGCCCAGCUCCCUCAAGCGACGUGAAUCCGCAUUAAGCCAGCCGCCCACAUCAGGCUUUGCCGCGAACGAUGUUGGCCGCUUCCAGUCGCCCGGCAUAGACGACGACAGAACGCCAGAGUCUCUAGCCCCGACGCCAAACUACCCCGACGACAGCCCUCCAGAUAUUGGCUCCUCGCCACCGGUUCAGCAGGCUACGCCUUACAUGCGGUCUAGUCCACCUCCUUCAAGUCCGGUGCUGCCUCCGAUGCCAUCUAUGGCUGCUCAUGAACCCGAAAUUCCGAGCAAUGACGUGGGCGACAAUUUUGGAGAGGGAGAGCCGCCUAUGAUGGAUGAGCUGCCGCCUCCACCGCUCACAAACAAAAUGCCAACCCAGAGCGUGCCUAUCCAGGUUUUCCAGCUCCAAGACGGCCCCAGUGGCCAAGAUCUAGUACACCUUCGCACCUAUAACACCCCUUAUCCCACGUCACAUGCGCCUGCCCCUUCUGAGAGCUCCCUUCUACCUCCUCUGAGCCGGGAACCGAGCCGUCCACAAUCCAAUGGCCAGCCUACUAAAAGGAAGAGACCGCAGUCAUCAACACCACCAGACAUGGGGCCAACCCCGCCUCCUACCACCGACGCCGUUGAGCGGGCAAUGAGCCCGACCCUAACCUCUACCCCUGCUCCAAUUCAAGCUCCUACUCCCAUCCCUCUUCCUGUGUCUAAUUACGCGACGUCUACUUCUACAACCAUAUAUGCGCCUAUUCCUACGACAGCUCCUUUUUUAGCCCCAGGUGUCGGGGACCCAACUCCUCCGGCACCAGCUCCUGAAUCAGUCACUGCUACUGCGCCAACACCCGAACUCUCACAGGCCCCUCCUUUAACCCAUGACAGUUUGUAUGAUCCUAUAGUACAACUCGCCUCUACGUUUUCCUCAAGAGAAGAGGCUCCUCCUCCAAUCCAACAGCCAUCACGAUCCUCACAGCCACCUCAGCCAUCUCAGACAAGACCGCAAACUUCUUCUAAGCCUAAACAUCCCCGUCAACUCAGUCGAUCGCAGUCUGCAGGGCCACUUAUACUACCCACUAGCGACCCUAUUGGUCCAUCGGCUUUAUCUCAGCCUCCCACUGUUCCUUUGGAGCGUCCAUCUACAAUGGGUGGUGGGGGCGCUGAUAUCCGUCGACCAGCUUCCACCGGGCCUUUGGCUUUACCAAUGCCUGAGCCUCUCGCCGAGCCCUCGAAAGACUUUGCGCCUGAAACGUCCUGCACUCCCAGCGAUUUUCCUCCACCAUCUUCGCCAACACGAGCAAAUAAUAAGAACAAUGGUAAAAAGCAUGCCAUCAGACAGCGACUAGAGGCGGCCAUAAACAACGGGGAGAUGCCUCCCUACUGCAGCAACUGUGGUGCUAUAGAAACCCCUACAUGGAGAAAAAUUUGGAACCAACAUCGAGAUGGUAUUCCGGAACGAUGCGAAUUCUCGGAGAAGCCUGGUAAGAUUACGGCGGUGGAGAUAACUCAGUGUGAUGAUGAAGGCAAGCCAACAGCUCAUCGUGUUAUCAAAAAGAGCUUGGCUAUCACCGAUGAUAAAACCAAGUGGCAAGAGGCUUUACUUUGCAAUCCCUGCGGCAUAUGGCUCACCAAAUGCAAAAGCCAUCGGCCAGCGGAUAGAUGGGACAAGGAUGCCUCUCGAAUAGGCCAAGAACGGCGGAAGAGAGGUACUGGCAGAAGCACAUCUCGUGCCAAGAAAAAUCGCCGAAAGGAUGAUGCCCCUGUCAACCUUACUUCGGACGCAUAUUUGCCUACAGACGCCUAUUUACCUACAGACGCCGAUAUACCCACAGAUUUCUAUACACCCACGGACGUGUUAGAGCCACCAGCACCCUCGUCACCAAGACUUAACGAUGCUUUGUCUAUAGACCCAAACUCAUUGCCAAGGCCAGAGAACGAUGAAAGCCAGGACUUUGAGAAAUCUUUCGCGACAGCUGGGCUAGGUGUAUUAUCCCGGUCAGGAUCAACUCAUUCCCGGGGCAAUGGAACAGCUCAAAGCCCCAUCGACAUCGAUACUGAAUUCGACCAAGUUGCUGGGAGCACUAAGAGGCUUCUAUUCCCGUCACCUAGGAAAGACGGAGUGCCCAAAGUGCUUUGCGAUGUUGACAUCAAUAUCGUGCAGACAGCAGAGUGUCGCUCAGCAGGCAACCUAAAAGGGGACCAAGAGAACGCCGUCGCGUCAGGACUGAAUACGGGCGUCAGCAAAUUAGAUGAUUUAGAAGCUCUAUUCAACAGCCCGGCGGCCAAAGAACGCCCAUCCACCCCGCCACCCGAGGCCAAAUCCGCUCCCGUCGAGCCUUUCAAAACACCUACUCGACCUACCCCAAGCCAUAGGCCGAUCACUAGAAGUGUCUCGCGGUCUAUGCGAUCUGCCAAGUCGAUCUUGUCUCCAAGCCAGCUCGCAGUCGACCAGACUCCUACCAAGACGCCAAAAUCUAUGUUGAAAAUUCCCGGAAGCAGCGUGAGAAGACGCAGCCCGCGAAACCACCAGAGCCAUUUUGACAAUAUGUUUACUUCACCAAUUGCUCAAAAUAUUGUACAGUUCCUCUCACAGGGCAAUACCUUCUCAUUUGAGGAUGGUGAGAUUGAUUUUGGCAACCUCGCUGGAGACAAUGGUGAACUGCUUGACCUUGGCCAUCUUUUGAGUACAGAUGAUAUAAUGCCCAGCUCUCCACCCAAAGACGUCACCAUGGAAUUCGAAUACGAAGGUGAUAUUGAUAAUAUCGCUGACUGGAUGGACCAAGUUACAAACGUUACAACAGAGCUUAAAUGA